GGGGGGUGCCGCCUCGGGGGGAACAGCGGCAGCCUCCGUCGGACGAGGCUCUUGGUCGAUCUGUGAGCAGGCAUCGGCUGAAGCCAAGCAUUGAGGCGCCUCCCCCCGCAACAUCAUCUCUCUUAAAGAUGGCGCCUCGCGCCCGCCAGUCGCGCAGCAGCGUGUUCGCCUACGUGGCCCUGGGCGCGCUCGCCGCGCAGCUGCUGGUCGAGCUGCAGGUCUCGGACUUCGCCGACGGCGAGACGCUCGCCGCGUUCGCGGCCCCCGGGGCCGCCCCGGCCCGCGUGGGCGUCGAGGCCACUGUCGCCAACCAGCUCACCCGCCGUGCCCCCGCGACUCUCCCAGACGCCGGCUGGCGCGCUGGGGGCGGCGCCACCGCCCGGGCUGCCGCCGCACCGACCGUGAGCAUCGCCUCGAAGGUGAUUAACAUGGCGCCUCGUGCCCGCCAGUCGCGCAGCAGCGUGUUCGCCUACGUGGCCCUGGGUGCUCUCGCCGCGCAGCUGCUGGUCGAGCUGCAGAUCUCGGACUUCGCCGACGGCGAGACGCUCGCCGCGUUCGCGGCCCCCGGGGCCGCCCCGGCCCGCGUGGGCGUCGAGGCCACUGUCGCCAACCAGCUCACCCGCCGUGCCCCCGCGACUCUCCCAGACGCCGGCUGGCGCGCAGGGGGUGGCGCCACCGCCCGGGCUGCCGCCGCACCGACCGUGAGCAUCGCCUCGAAGGUGAUUAACGCGAUGGGUGCGGGCGCGGUCGCCUCGGUCAUCCAGGCGGCGCUGUCGGCGGUGGGCGAGCCCAUCGUGAACCGCGUGCUGGUCAAGCGCAUGAAGGUCAUGGAGGCCAUCAACGACGUGAGCGCGGCGCAGAUGCUCAACUUCUUCAAGACGACGCUGGCCACCAACUUCCUGAAGUUCCCGUUCUUCGAGGCCAUCAACGCCUUCUGCGCAGCGUUCCCGGUCAGCGCGACGUACCGCGGAAUUUUCACAGGCUUCGUCUUCACCACUGCCACUCUGCCUGUUACGAACUACAGGUACCGCAAGUCGAUGGACCUCGAGGUGAACUGGGGCAACAUUUACGAGGCCUACCCUCCCACCGUCAUCCGUGACAUCGUGUACGGCAUCGCGCGCAACUACUGCACCAUGGGGGCGCUCAUGCUCAACCCGGCCUGGUCGAUCACCUCUCCCGAGUUGCUGUUCAUUGUGGUGAUCCUCGGCUGCCUCAUCUCGGCGCCUUUCAAUGAGUGGCGGGGGUUCCUCCUGCAGUCCAAGGGUCAGGAGCUCACGUUCAAGGAGUUUUUCAAGCCGUCCAACUUCAUCCGGUCGACCACGCUCGGGGCGAUCAAGCAGGGGGUGGCGCUCGCGCUGGGCUACUGGUGCGCGCCUCCAGCGACCGCGUUCGUCCAGGGCCUCAUCGCGUCACUCCGCGGUGCCUGAGGCGGCGGCUGGGGGUCACUACGUUUUUUUUCUUCUCGGAAGAGCGGACAGACUCUGCAAGGAGCAAGGAGCCUUGCCUGUAAUCGUCCUCCCUUUCUCUCCCCCUCUCCCUUUCCUGGUCUCU
Molecule: messenger RNA, 1551 nt
Organism: Prorocentrum cordatum
Lineage: Eukaryota; Dinophyceae; Prorocentrales; Prorocentraceae
Source: the annotation of a GenBank genome assembly